AUUGACUUAAAAGAUGAUUACAUCUUGUAAUAAACACGAAUUUUGUACCUAAAAAUAUGUUGUCCAAAACUAUGCUUCCAAACAUUUUAAUUUUCACUUAUGACUGUUGCAGAAUCCAUUUACUACGAUAUAUGAUAAAUUAAAUAGGUAGAACAAAUGAAGAGAAGAUAAGAGUAAGAUAGUUCACAUGGCAACCAGUAGCAUUCCGGAUGGCACAGCAACACCUAAUUUGCAUGCAACUGUGGACGAUAGGAAACAGAAAUGGCGGAACAAAAUCUUAGACAUUGAGGAGGCCAAACAUCAAGUCAUGUUUUCACUCCCAAUGAUUCUUACAAAAUUAUUAUAUUACUCUAUCGCUAUGGUUUCUGUCAUGCUUGUUGGUCAUCUUGGUGAGCUUGAGUUAGCUGGUGCUACUCUUGCUAACUCAUGGUUUGGUGUCACUGGUGUCGCUGUUACGGUUGGUUUAAGUGGCGCGCUAGACACACUCUGCGGACAAGGAUUUGGUGCAGAGGAAUAUCACAUGUUGGGAAUUUAUCUACAAACCUCAUGCAUUAUAUCUUUUACUUUUUCUGUCAUCAUAUCCAUUAUUUGGUUUUUUACAGAACACAUUCUAGUGUUUCUUCAUCAAUCACAAGACAUUGCUAGAACAACUGCACUCUAUAUGAAGUUUCUUAUACCAGGAUUACUUGCAUUGAGCAUCUUGCAAAACAUAUUGAAAUUUCUACAAACACAAUCUGUAGUAAUGCCACUGGUAAUCCUUUCAGCACUCCCGGCACUUGUUCAUUUUGGUAUUGCAUAUGGACUUGUUCAUUGGACAAGUCUUAAGUUCAAAGGAGGACCAAUUGCAACUUCUAUUUCACUAUGGAUAUCAAUAGUACUUUUAGUAUCAUAUAUUAUGUAUGCAAAGAAGUUCAAGAAUACAUGGAGAGGAUUUUCAAUGCAAUCAUUUCAUUACUUAAUCACAAACACUAAGCUAGCUCUUCCAUCCGCAGCAAUGCUAUGUUUGGAGUAUUGGGCUUUUGAAGUUCUGGUUUUUUUAGCUGGAUUAAUGUCUGACUCGCAAGUAACAACUUCAUUGAUUGCAAUAUGUACAAUCACACAACUCGUUGCUUACAUGAUCACUUAUGGUCUUAGUGCCGCUGCAAGCACAAGGGUUUCCAACGAAUUGGGAGCAGGCCAACCGGAAAGAGCUAAACAUGCGAUGAGAGUCACUCUAAAGCUCUCUCUCCUCCUUAGUUUAUGUUUUGUUUUGAUACUUGUAUUUGGUAAUGGUGUAUGGAUUCAACUGUUCAGUAGUAGUCCUACUAUCAAGCAGGAGUUUUCUUCAAUAGCACCCUUGCUUGCUAUUUCUAUACCUUUAGAUUCUAUCCAAGGUGUCUUAUCAGGGGUGGUUAGAGCUUGUGGUUGGCAGCACUUAGCUGUUUAUGUCAACCUUACAACUUUUUAUCUCAUCGGUUUGCCCAUUUCAUGUCUCCUUGGAUUUAAGACUAAUUUGCAAUUUAAGGGUUUAUGGAUUGGUCUGAUCUGUGGGCUGGUGUGUCAAACUGGGGCACUCUUACUUUUGACAAGGCUUGCCAAAUGGACUAAACUGAAUCUCUCAGAGAACAAAAAUCAAGACCAACAUAUUGUUGUUUGACAACUGAGUGUCUGCCAAUUAGGACUAAAUAAGUCUGUUUUUGGUACCACGGUGUUGAUGUGUUGCAGAGUUAAAUACUUACAUAUAUGAUGUAACUAAGUUUUCUAUAAAGUGGUUUCUAUUCCAGAAUAGGACAGGAACUCCAAUUGCAGCAUCCCACAAAUUCUAUCAUCAAAGAGAUAAUUAGUUUUGCUGCCAAAGGAAAGUAGUAUAACUAUGAGGCGGACACCAGAUUGAGCGUGUUGGAGUUUUCGACACUUGUGUAACAAUCGUAUGACACUUAUUGGAAAACAUAAACAAGUCUUCUCAAAAAAUAUUUUUUUCCAA
Vicia villosa (hairy vetch) is the source of this 1963-nucleotide messenger RNA. Its product is annotated as protein DETOXIFICATION 18-like. The transcript has 8 exons. NCBI's taxonomy places the organism in Eukaryota, Viridiplantae, Streptophyta, Magnoliopsida, Fabales, Fabaceae. Gene Ontology annotation, cellular component: membrane. Bases 188 to 1636 code for a protein of 482 amino acids. The record is from RefSeq and is a predicted model, not a curated record. Gene Ontology annotation, biological process: xenobiotic detoxification by transmembrane export across the plasma membrane. Gene Ontology annotation, molecular function: antiporter activity; xenobiotic transmembrane transporter activity.